This is a messenger RNA of Penicillium waksmanii, 2046 nucleotides long. RefSeq names its product putative alpha-L-rhamnosidase B. The transcript is spliced from 3 exons. Lineage: Eukaryota; Fungi; Ascomycota; Eurotiomycetes; Eurotiales; Aspergillaceae. The record is from RefSeq and is a predicted model, not a curated record. Bases 1 to 2046 code for a protein of 681 amino acids. Gene Ontology annotation, biological process: carbohydrate metabolic process.
AUGUCGAUGAUAUGCUGGAUCGGGCUACUGCUUAGCCUUUAUUCAGUAGUUCAUGUUUCCAAUGCACAAUCAUGUUGGAGAGAUGUCUCCUGUUCCGGCCCAACAGAAGGUGCAUUUAGUGGAGUAUGGGAUAAGAACAUCUAUGCGCCAUCAUCACGAACAGUCCGACCAGCCUCGAUUCUCUCUGAUUUAAAAACCAAUGCAAUUGCAGACUCAGCUCAUCCGGCGACAGCAAAACUCCACGGAAAUGGGUCGCUCGUGGUUUUCGACUUCGGGAAAGAAGUAGGAGGCAUCGUCCACCUGCAAUACACUUCAAGUGGCAGUGGCGCUUUAGGACUUGCAUUCACCGAAGGUAAAAACUGGAUCGGAGAAUGGUCGGACUCUUCAAAUGCCCGAUAUCAUGACGGUGCCCUCUAUGCGAAUUUCUCAUCAGCUGGGAGCCACUCCUAUGCCAUGCCUGACAAGUACCUCCGUGGAGGAUUCCGAUACUUGACACUCUUCCUGAUCACAGAAGAUUCUACGACUGUGCAGCUCAAGGAUGUUAGUCUUGAAAUUGCGUUUCAGCCUACUUGGUCAAAUCUUCGCGCGUACCAGGGAUACUUUCACUGCAGUGAUGAAUUGUUGAACCGCAUUUGGUACAGCGGGGCGUACACGCUGCAGACAAAUGAGGUUCCUGUCACCACUGGUCGCAUUAACAGUGGGGUCACCUCUGGCUGGUUGAACAACGGUACCCUCGGUCCUGGUGAUACAAUAAUUGUGGAUGGUGCCAAGCGUGAUCGUGCGGUCUGGCCUGGUGACAUGGGCAUUGCGGUUCCGUCUGCUUUCGUGAGUUUGGGAGAUCUUGAUAGUGUCAAAAAUGCGCUGCAGAUUAUGUAUAACACUCAGGAUAAGUCAACUGGUGCAUUUGACGAGUCGGGGCCACCGCUCAGUCAGAAAGGCUCGGAUACGUAUCAUAUGUGGUCGAUGAUUGGCACACACAAUUAUGUGCUGUACACAAAUGAUACGGCCUUUCUGGAGACGAAUUGGAAUGGAUAUCUUCUUGCUAUGGAUUUUAUCUACGGUAAAGUGACAUAUCCCAGCGGUCUAUUGAAUGUGACCGGGAUUCGGGACUGGGCUAGAUGGCAACAGGGAUAUAACAACACAGAAGCUCAGAUGAUCCUUUAUCAAACCCUAAAGACUGGAGCCGAGCUGGCAACAUGGGCCGGCGACACUACCAAUCUGACCAACACGUGGAACUCAAGAGCCGAAUCUCUCAAGAAAGCCAUUAAUGAAUACUGCUGGGAUGAUGGAUACGGUGCAUUCAAGGACAACGCCACAGACACCACGCUUCACCCACAAGACGCAAACAGCAUGGCCAUUCUCUUUGGAGUAGUCGACUCUGACCGCGCAGCAGGUAUUUCAGAAAAGUUAACCAAAAACUGGACUCCAAUCGGAGCAGUAGCCCCCGAGUUGCCUGAGAAUGUGGUUUCCUUUAUUUCAUCAUUCGAGAUCCAAAGCCAUUUCGCCGUUCAGAACCCCACUCGUGCUUUGGAUCUGAUACGGCGCAGCUGGGGCUGGUACCUCAAUAAUCCCAAUGGCACAGAGAGUACAGUUAUCGAGGGCUACCUGCAAAAUGGAACAUUUGGAUACAGAAGUAGCCGAGGAUAUGGUUACGACCCUUCAUACGUUUCCCACGCACAUGGCUGGUCGUCAGGCCCCACAUCAGCGUUGACGGAGUAUAUUGUCGGUCUCUCGGUGACCUCACGGCUAGGCGAGACAUGGACCAUUGCACCGCAAUUUGCAGACUUGAAAUAUGCCCAAGCCGGUUUUGUAACCUCACUUGGAAAGUUUCAAGCUUCUUGGAAGAAGAAGUCUGAUGGGUAUUCGCUGAGUUUCUCGGUUCCCAAGGGCACGACUGGGAAUGUUGUUCUACCAUAUCCAACUCCAUCUAAAAGACCGUCGAUUAAGAUGAACGGCGCGAAGAUCCAUACCGGAGUGGUUUAUGGGGAUUCAACUGCUACUAUCACCGUGAAAAAGGGUGGCUCUCAUACCUUUGUUGUUAAUUAG